Messenger RNA from Penicillium daleae, 822 nucleotides. RefSeq names its product Glyceraldehyde-3-phosphate dehydrogenase 1. Lineage: Eukaryota; Fungi; Ascomycota; Eurotiomycetes; Eurotiales; Aspergillaceae. The coding region runs from base 1 to 822 and encodes 273 amino acids. The transcript has 6 exons. Gene Ontology annotation, molecular function: oxidoreductase activity, acting on the aldehyde or oxo group of donors, NAD or NADP as acceptor; NAD binding. The record is from RefSeq and is a predicted model, not a curated record.
AUGGCUCCCUCGAUCAACGAUGUUCCUAUCAGCCAGUCUGUCUCGACCUUGGCCUGCCAGGUCGGUAUCAAUGGCUUCGGUCAUAUUGACUUACACAAAUCAUAUUUCUUAAGCUACAAUGUUCUCCGUGCUGCCCUAGUCCGCUCUGAUAUCCAAGUCGUCACCAUGAACCCCACCUGCGUUACCGCUAGGGAGGUCGUCUAUCUUAUACGCUAUGUGUUGGCCGCCCCGGGUGUCGACUACGUCCUCGAGUGCACUGGCAAAUUCGCAAAGCGAGACCUCGCUAUGGAUCAUUUCACUUAUGGUCAAGCUAAGCGGGUGCUUAUCUCCGCUUCUAGCUCGGACUGGCCGACUUUUGUCUAUGGCGUGAACUCGGACUCAUAUACUUCUCGUGAGGAGUGCCGCGUUGUGUCUAAUGCCAGCUGCACUACUAACUGCGUGACCCCUGUCUUCAAGGUACUGAAGCAAGUAUUAGAUGGGUAUAGCAAGAAGAACCGGCGCCGCGGCGUCUUUAACAACAUCAUCCCUACCACCACUAGGGCUGCUAAAGCAGUCGCGGCUGUGCUCCCUGACAUGAAAGGCAAGGUGGCCGGGGUUUCCAUCCGUGCCCCAACGCCUAAUGUCUCAAUGAUCGACCUCACAAUCAGCACCGAGAAGCCCACCUCCCUCUCUGAGAUCCUCUCUGCCUUCCGUGUUGCCGCAAAAUCCGACAUAGCUGGCGUCCUUCGAGUCACCGACGAGGAGCUCGAGAGCGCCGACUACAACGGCAGUCCCUACAGCGCAAUCGUUGAUGCUCCUGCGUGUACAGAGCUUAACCCUUAG